This is a messenger RNA of Colletotrichum truncatum, 1662 nucleotides long. Its product is annotated as Oxygen-dependent choline dehydrogenase 3. Gene Ontology annotation, molecular function: oxidoreductase activity, acting on CH-OH group of donors; flavin adenine dinucleotide binding. NCBI's taxonomy places the organism in Eukaryota, Fungi, Ascomycota, Sordariomycetes, Glomerellales, Glomerellaceae. The record is from RefSeq and is a predicted model, not a curated record.
AUGCUGUCUACCGUGUGGGAUUACAUCAUCGUCGGUGGUGGCCUUGCGGGCUCCGUUAUCUCGAGUCGUAUGCUUGAGUAUAACAGCUCACUGAGCAUUUUACUCAUUGAGGCCGGCGAGGAUACUAGGUCGCGUACAGAUAUCCUCUAUGUCAACGCCACCAACCUUAUGGGCGGUGAGCUGGACUGGCAGUAUCCUACCAAGCCUAUCUCUGGGCUGAAUAACCGCACUAUAGUCUUCAACCAGGGCAAGGGUCUUGGUGGUGGCGCCGCAAUCAAUGCCUGCGGUUAUACUCGUGGCCCCAAGGUUGAUUAUGAUGAAUGGGCUGAGCUUAUCGGCGACCCUCGCUGGAGCUACGAGAAUCAGCUUCCUUACAUGAAGAAGGCUGAGGACUGGUCCAACUCCGAUAACACAGCCCAGCACGGAAAUGGUGGCCCUCUUCACGUCGCAAGCGUCUCUUCUACUGGCCGCGCCUAUCCUCUUCGCGAUGCUGUCGCCAAGGGUUGGGACGAGCUCGGCAUCCCUGAGCUCCCUAAUCUUGAUAGCAACGCCGGUAACAACAUUGGCCGCGCUGAGCUCACUGAGACCCGUCGCAAUGGCCUACGCGAACUCCCUCCUGUCAUCUACCCCCUAAAGGGUAUCACCGUACUUACCGACACCCUUGUUGAGAAGAUUCUCCUUAAGAAAAAUUGCAGUGACGGCGAGCUUCACGCUACUGGUGUUCAACUAGCCAACGGCACCCAAAUCUCUUCCAAGAAUGUCAUUUCCGCCGCCGGUGCUUACCGCUCUCCUCAACUUCUUAUGCUGUCAGGUAUCGGUGACGCUGUCGAACUCGAGAAGCACAACAUCUCCGUUCAGCUCAACUUGCCUGAGGUUGGCAAGAACCUGGCAGACCACAUUUCGUUCUACCAAUGGUGGCAACUUAAGAACCCCGAAAAGGGAUACGCACUUGGGUCCUCCAAUCCCCUUUUCGCACAGCCCGAGUUCGGUCUGGGAUACCCCAUCGACUGGGUCACUUCCACUGGCGUCAACAAGACAGGCCUCGCUGAUGCCAUUGCCAAAGAUGAGGGCGCUGCCCCAGACUCUGCUACCCAUUCGCUUCUGAAGAAUGACCGUACCUUCCUCGAGACCUUCGUUAUCUACCAGGCUUACAACCCUGCGAACCCUGCUGUUCCCAUGGACGGAUCGCACAUCUACACCAACCUUGUCUCUUUCCUACCUACGUCUCGCGGUACUGUCAGCCUCAGCUCCUCCAACCCCACUGAUGCCCCUGUCAUCGACCUGAACUAUCUCGCUACCGAGGUUGACCGCUAUGUCUACCGCGAGGGUGUCCGUCAGAUCACUAAGCUGAUGCUUGACACCUCCUUUGGCAAGGAGUACAUCGCCGGCGAAGCUGCCCCGAACAACUUCGCCCCUGCUUCCCUUGAGGAUACUGACGAAUAUCUUGACGCCCGUCUGGCUCAAGGAGGUCUCACUACAUGGCACCCUCACGGCACCUGUGCUAUGGGCAAGGUUGUUGAUUCGGAGUUCAACGUCAAGGGAGUCAAGGGAUUGCGCAUUGUUGACGCUUCCGUUCUGCCCGUGGCAAUGGCCGCUCAUUUGAUGGCUCCGUUGUACGCCAUGGCGGAGCAAGCGGCUGCCAUUAUUACUGGCAACGCGUAA